Molecule: messenger RNA, 3409 nt
Organism: Spinacia oleracea (spinach)
Lineage: Eukaryota; Viridiplantae; Streptophyta; Magnoliopsida; Caryophyllales; Amaranthaceae
Product: protein FAR-RED IMPAIRED RESPONSE 1
Exons: 11
Coding region: 249-2774 (841 amino acids)
Biological process (GO): regulation of DNA-templated transcription
Molecular function (GO): zinc ion binding
Source: RefSeq, a predicted model, not a curated record
GAACCUGAUAAAAUAGAAUAUGAGCUACCCAUAAAUUUGGAAAGUGGAAAAAUAGGUGGAGAAAUCAGUAUCUUUUCCCCGCAAAAGAAAAUAAGAUAAAACUCUGAAAUCAUACUUAUAAUCAUUUGUCAAUUGUCGUCAGCAAAUGAUCAGUUUUAACGCAAUGGAGCCUUCCAAUUGAAGCAUUCAGGAAGCUUUGUUAGGAUCUGGCUUUUUUCUUGUAGAGAAAGAUUGUUAAAAACUCAUUGAUGGACUUGAGACCAACUGAUUGCCACCCUGGUGCUGCCAGUAGUGUGGUUGAUCAAAGGGAAGACAUUUGUCAUGGUGAAGGUGCUAGUAGAAAUAUGGUCGAUCUUGUCAGUGUGGUACAUGAUCGUGAUGGAGGAGCUGGUACGUGUGCGACAAACAGUUUUCUUCUUGAAGGAGACAUUGAAAUUGGGCCAGACAAUGACCUUCAGUUUGAGUCGCAUGAAGCUGCGUACAAGUUCUACCAAGAAUAUGCUAAAUCUAUGGGAUUCACGACCUCAAUAAAGAAUAGUCGACGUUCAAAGAAAUCGAAAGAUUUUAUCGAUGCAAAGUUUGCGUGCUCCAGAUAUGGAGUCACUCCAGAAUCUGAUGUUGGUAGUAGCCGGCGGUCUGGCAUUAAGAAGACUGAUUGUAAGGCUAGCAUGCAUGUCAAGAGAAGCAAGCAUGGGAAAUGGGUCAUACACGAGUUCAUAAAGGAGCAUAACCAUGAACUUUUACCAGCACUUGCAUAUUAUUUUCGUAUUCACAGAAAUGUGAAAUUGGUUGAGAAGAAUAAUGUUGAUAUAUUACAUGCUGUUAGUGAACGAACAAAAAAGAUGUUUGUUGAUAUGUCAAGACAGUCUGCUAGUUUUUUUAAUCAUGGAUCCCUAAGGCAUGCACUUGGUUCUCAACUUGACAAAGGUAAUCACUUAGUUCUAGAUGAAGGAGAUGCCCAAUUCUUACUUGAUUACUUCAUGUGUGUCAAGAAAGAAAAUCCUAAAUUCUUUUAUGCAAUAGAUUUGAAUGAAGAACAAUAUCUUAGGAAUUUCUUCUGGGUUGAUGCUAAAAGUAGGAGUGACUAUACAAGUUUUAGUGAUGUUGUCUCUCUUGACACCUCAUAUAUAAGGACAAAUGACAAGUUGCCACUUGUUCUCUUUGUGGGGGUGAACCAUCACUUUCAGACGAUGUUGCUUGGCUGUGCAUUGAUUGCAGAGGAGCUGACAUCAACAUUUGUUUGGUUGCUGAAGACUUGGCUCAGAGCGAUGGGUGGGAGUGCACCCCAGGUGAUUAUCACUGACCAGCAUCCAUCUAUAAAAUCUGCCAUCCAAGAAGUCUUUCCUAAUACACGCCAUUGCUUUCAUCUGUGUAAUGUUCUGGAGAAGUUCCCAGAAAAUCUUGCACACGUCACUAAACGACACGAAAAUUUUACUGGAAAAUUCAAUAAGUGCAUAUUUAAGUCAUGGACGGAUGAACAAUUUGAGUUGAGAUGGUGGAAAAUGGUUGGUAGGUUUGAUCUUCAGGAAGAUGAUUGGAUAAGGUCAUUGUACGAAGAUCGUAAGAAAUGGGUUCCUCUGUACAUAAGUGACAUCUUCCUGGCUGGAAUGUCCCCCCCUCAUCGAACUGAAAGUGUAAAUUCAUUUUUCGACAAAUAUAUUCAAAGAAAACUUACUUUGAAAGAGUUUGUGAAACAAUAUGGUGCAAUUCUGCAGAAUAGGUAUGAGGAAGAGGCUAUUGCAGAUUUUGACACGUGUAACAAGCAACCUGCUCUGAAAUCUCCUUCACCCUGGGAAAAACAAAUGUCAACUAUAUAUACACAUGCAAUAUUCAAAAAAUUUCAGGUCGAAGUUCUGGGUGUGGUUGGCUGUCAUCCUAAGAAAGACGGUGAAGAUGGAACAUCCAUAACUUAUCGAGUGGAUGACUGUGAAAAAGAUGAAACUUUUUUUGUAGCAUGGGAUGAAACAAAUUCUCAGGUGUCGUGUUUAUGUCGUUCAUUUGAGUACAGGGGUUUUUUGUGUAGACAUGCUAUGCUUGUUCUCCAAAUUUGUGGUAUCUCUAGCAUACCAUCUCAGUACAUAUUAAGGAGGUGGACAAAAGAUGCAAAAACUAGGCAAUUGAUGGUAGAAGGAACUGAUCGUUUGCAGACCAGGGCACAGCGUUAUGUGGCCUUGUGUAAGCAAGCCAUUGAACUGAGUGAAGAAGGAUCUUUAACUCAAGAAAGUCACAAUAUUUCCUUGCGAACACUGGUGGAUACUUUGAAAAAUUGUGUUAGUGUGAAUAAUAUGAAUAGAAACGCUAUUGAAGUUGGGGACACCUUUUGUGCUCAUGAUAUUGUUGAACCAUAUCAGGGAAAUAUGUCAACUAGAACAAGCAAAAAAAAGAAUGCAGUGAAGAAGAGGAAGGUUACCUCAGAAACAGAUGUCAUGCUGACUGAUGCUGAGGACAAUUUGCAUCAACUGGAAAGUUUAACCUCUGAUGGGAUGUCUCUCAAUAAUUACUAUGGCUCGCAACAGAAUGUGCCAGGACUGGUACAGCUGAACUUAAUGGAGCCACCACAUGAUAGUUACUAUGUUGAUCAAGAAAGUAUACAAGGGCUGGGACAAUUGAACUCCUUAGGACCAAACCAUGAAGGGUUUUUUGAGGCUGAACAAAGUGUACAUGGGCUGGGACAUUUGGAUUUUCGAUCAUCAUCUAGCUUCUCUUACAGCUUACAGGACGACAAUAAUUUAAGAUCUACACAAUUACGUGGAGAUGCUGCUAGGCACACUUGAGAAAGAGAAAUCUUCGUGCAUUGGUCAAGUUGUAGAUAUCUUCAAAGGGUAUUCUCUGACCCUCGUUAUUAUUUGAGAAAGGUAAUAUCAUGUUUCUAUGGGGAUUUCGUUUCAGAGAGGAACAGCUGUAGAGUUCCAUGUCACAUCCAUUUUGAGGAGAAAAUACAAAACCUGCCUCAGAAUGCAAAUUCAGGGUUGGGGUCAAUUUCACCAUUAUACUGACUCAUUCAUAUUUAUCCAUCUAUCAUGGCUUCCGUUGGUUCCUGUUGCCUACUUUGGAUAGUCUGUUGGAUUGGAAGGUAGUCACUGCACUGCUAUUUUUGUGGCUCUGGUGCAGAAUCUGAGAAUGUUAGCCAAGUUGGGUUUUUAGGUAGCUUCACUACAGAAAAUGGCUUGGGCAAUAAAAUGCAGGAGAAGAAGUGGUGGCAAACAUAAUUUAUAUCUGUCAUGUAUGGCAAGCAAUGCUGUCUGCUCAUGAAGCUGUUGGUAACAAUACUUUGUUUGAAGUUUCUUGCAGAAGCUCAGAUGAGAUGACAAGUAUCAUUACUGUUUUGAGUUUAAUUGAUCUUGUUUGUAAACUGUAGCUUUUGAUGGUUUUAGUAUAUGCUCUGCUGGCUGUAGCAGUUUAAUUUUGA